Messenger RNA from Raphanus sativus (radish), 964 nucleotides. Its product is annotated as protein SMALL AUXIN UP-REGULATED RNA 12-like. NCBI's taxonomy places the organism in Eukaryota, Viridiplantae, Streptophyta, Magnoliopsida, Brassicales, Brassicaceae. The record is from RefSeq and is a predicted model, not a curated record. The transcript has a single exon. Gene Ontology annotation, biological process: response to auxin. The coding region runs from base 82 to 528 and encodes 148 amino acids.
UUUUCUCUCUGGGUUUUCCCGUUAAAAAAAUUCCACUUUUCUACUUCAAUUUUGACUAAACCGGAGAAAAGAUAGAAAAAAAUGACCGUAGGUCUCGUAAAAUGCCGCAAGAUCCACCACAUUGUGAGUCUCAAGCAAAUGCUCCGGCGAUGGCGCAACAAAGCACGGUUGUCUUCACUCAGCCGUUGUGUACCGUCCGAUGUUCCGUCUGGACACGUGGCGGUCUGUGUUGGUAGCAGUUGCAGGAGAUUCAUAGUGCGCGCGGUGUACUUGAACCAUCCGAUCCUGAGUGAUCUCCUUGUCCAAGCCGAGGAAGAGUACGGUUUCGAGAACCAGGGACCGUUGGUUAUCCCUUGCGAAGAAUCGGCUUUCGAGGAAGCGAUCCGGUUCAUUUCCCGGUUUCAUUCUUCCCGGUCAAGCCGGUUUACUUGCCCCGAAGAUCUUCAGAAAUGCCACGGAGGAAUCAAUAGAAUGUUGAUCGAAUCUAGGCCGUUGCUUCACGGCGUCAUUGAGAAAGUCGUAUGGUGAAGAGUUUCGGUCUGUACGAUUUCUGACCCGGUCUGAUCGUUACUGACUCGGCUGAGUUGCCACCGGUUUUGGUGGUGCUAAUUUUAAUCCGGUUCAGGCCUUCAGGGUUAAAUUUUUUAGGUUUUACUAAAUAUUUAAUAUUCAGGGCUGCUGGUGAGUAACUCAAUACUCACUGAGCCGAGACAGACGAGGUUACAGGUAGAGAAGGAGAUGGUGGUGAGUCGUUCCACCGAUGUCAUCCUGGGUUCGAAUCCAUGUUGAAGACUGUAAAUGUAAAUAAGACAAAUGAACAUUUGCUUAUCUAAAAAAAAUAUUUGCUUAUAUUAGUCACAUAAAAAAAGAAAAAAAAAAUUUGCUUAUCUGAUAUGUCAACUUUCUAGUAUGUAAUUCCGUAGUUUUCUUCCAAUUGUAUUCUGUGCUACUUACUUUCAAAAAU